Messenger RNA from Amphiprion ocellaris (clown anemonefish), 7757 nucleotides. It is a transcript of the gene apbb2b, whose product is annotated as amyloid beta (A4) precursor protein-binding, family B, member 2b. Lineage: Eukaryota; Metazoa; Chordata; Actinopteri; Pomacentridae. The coding region runs from base 683 to 3445 and encodes 920 amino acids. Gene Ontology annotation, biological process: regulation of DNA-templated transcription. The record is from RefSeq and is a predicted model, not a curated record. Gene Ontology annotation, molecular function: transcription factor binding; amyloid-beta binding. The transcript is spliced from 18 exons. Gene Ontology annotation, cellular component: nucleus; cytoplasm.
UGGAUAUUUUUCCGCUUAAAUACACGAAGUUUUUUUUUUCUUUGCUGGUUACGGUUUUACUCCGAGGCUCAAUGUGAAAAGUAACUUUCCGUGUUGUUGGCGUCGCGGUGCUUUCGGGGCUCCGAGGGGCCCGCUGUGUUGCAAACUAGACUGGAAGGUGGGGGAGCCGAGUGGGAGGCUGCGACGGCGGAUGGGAGGUAUUUACUGGGACCCGGCGUGUUCAGCUUUCAGUUUACAGUCGGAGGUUUUACUUCUGUCUGCGUGUGAACCGCUGAACGAGCUCUCUCUCAGGGAGGAAAACGCCGCUGAAGCCGCCGGGGAGUAGACGUUGGCGGCGGGCAGACGGGCAGCCGUUGGUCGGUGCUCUGCUCCGGCGUUAGCCGCUUGAACUCGACCGUUGUGUCAAGGGUUUUUACCGGAGAAACGUCUGGAUGUGGACCCAGAAGACGUGUAAAAUAGCAUUUCGGAAACAACACGACUCUUAAACGUGUGCUGGCUUCACACAGAGGGCCAGUGUCAGGAUGCUGCUGCUCCAGUGAAGCCCUCGUGAUCGGAUGAAGAAAGAACCACUGACUACCAGUAUGGACCUGCUCCAUCCUUGAGCCUCCAACAAUCCUUAGUUGUCUGUGUUCAGAUCUGCAGCUGAGUCUACUGAACUCUGAACCGUGACCAGCACCAGUCUAUGACUGACCUCCUGCCAGGUGAUCGGUCUUGUGCCACAAUGAUGUCAGUAGAUGUGACCAAUCGUAAUGGGCCUGCUGCCACGCCUCCCACCUCACUCAGCCUUCGCUCCUCACACAACCAGCUUCUCAGCAGCGAUGUCAUCAGUCAGGGCUCCGCCACGCCUCCCAAGUGUCGUAAAAAGUAUGCACUUACCAGUAUCCAGGCUGCAAUGGGCCUCGGAGAAGCCAUGUCACCUUCUUCAUCAUCACCAUCAUCUCCAUCACAGUCUUCAACCCCCAAUAACCCUAAACUAGCCAAGAAUGGGGUCAACCAGCUUCGUAAAGCUGGUCAGGACCACAACAAAAACACAACUGGCUCUGACCCGAUGGACCUGGAGUGUAAUUCAGAAACUCUAGCAGAUGGCCUUAAUGUCAACACAGCCGAGGAACAAGAUAGUCACACUCUUACCAAUAACGACCGAGAAGAAGAUGUCUUUGAGCUCGACGCUGAACUUCACCCAGAUACCCAGAACAGUGAUGCAGAGCCUGAGCAGAAAACAGAAUCAGACAUAGACUGUAACACGAACACAACUGCGGAGCUCAAAAUGAACAGCAGUGCAGCAGAUUUGGACUUUGAUUUGAACAUUGAGGCAGAAGAAACGGAUGACAUCAGCAUUCUGUCAGAGAAGGAAAUAAUAUCAAAGAUGAAGAUUGAGGAAGAUGAGGCGGUGGAGGAUCAGGAAGAUGAGGAGAAGAAGCCUUUGCUGAUGAUAACAAGUGAUUCUCCUGUUAAGAACCACAAAGUUUCUCCAGGCCUGGAACUCAUCACUGACCUCCACUCCAACCUCAAGCUCCUCAGAUCAGGCAAGAACUCUCUGCUGCCUCCCCCUCCUUCCCCUCCCCGGCAGGCCAGUCCAGAGGACACUCCUCUGCUCUCUGUGGCCUCCUGUCCCUCGUCUUCUUCCUCCUCUCCAGAGACGAAGAAGGACAGAAGGACUGGCGCAAAGACAGACUGUGCUUUGAACCGCAUCCAGAAUCUGAACCCUAGUGAUGAAGAGUUGAGCUGGACUACCCUGUCCCAGGAGAGCAACUCUCCAGAGGAGACAGAUAUCUGGAGUGAACAGUCUUUCCAGACAGACCCUGACCUUCCUCCAGGAUGGAAGAAAAUCACAGAUAUGGCCGGUAUCUACUACUGGCACAUCCCUACAGGCACCACCCAGUGGGAGCGGCCUGCCACCCAUCCUGCUCCCCCUGGACAGACAGAGUCCCCGGCCCUGGGUGACCACACAGCCUCAAAGCCACGUAAACACUCCCUGGGCUCACUCAGCCCCUCACCCACUCCUGACCAUGAGUCAUGCCAGGCGGAGGUCUUCUUUAGGGCUUCAACUCGCUCAGGAAGCACCACCUCUGACAGUUCAGUGGAGCCUCUCUCCACUCAUGAGCCCAUCCUCCCUACAUGUGGAUUUGUCAACAGCUGCUAUUUUCCUCGCUCCACAUCUCUGCAGGGGAUGUCGGAUCAAGACUGUCGCUCUCAGCAUCACGAAGAUGAGGACAAGAAACAGGUGUGGAGUGAAUUUGGCGGAAAAAUUGAUAGUGAAGUGUGGAAGGACCUGCAGGCAGCCACGGUGAACCCCGACCCCAGUCUGAAGGAGUUUGAGGGUGCUACACUUCGCUACGCAUCACUCAAGCUAAGGAACCGUCCAGCUGUGGAAGAAGAGGAGUCCAGCAGUGUCAACAGUGACCCAGAGGCAAAGUGUUUUGCAGUGCGUUCACUGGGUUGGGUGGAGAUGGCCGAGGAAGAUUUGGCUCCUGGAAAGAGCAGCGUUGCCGUUAACAACUGCAUCCGACAGCUGUCCUACUGCAAGAAUGACAUUCGAGACACUGUUGGCAUCUGGGGAGAGGGGAAGGACAUGUACCUGGUGCUGGAGAAUAAUAUGUUGAACCUGGUCGACCCCAUGGACCGCAGUGUGCUUCACUCCCAACCAAUUGCAAGUAUCCGGGUCUGGGGCGUUGGCCGGGACAAUGGCAGGGACUUUGCAUAUGUGGCGAGGGAUAAAAACACCAGGAUCCUGAAAUGUCAUGUGUUCCGCUGUGACACACCAGCCAAAGCCAUCGCCACCAGCCUGCAUGAGAUCUGCUCCCGGAUAAUGACAGAGCGAAAGAAUGCCAAAGCGAUGGCAGGAGGCUCUCUCCAGGACAGGAUGCAGGCUGGACUUGAUCUCCCUUUACAAGCAGAGUUCCCCACACCAAAGACAGAGCUGGUUCAGAAAUUUCAGGUGCUCUACCUUGGAAUGCUACCUGUGGCCAGACCAAUAGGUAUGGAUAUACUGAAUGGAGCUAUAGACAGUCUAAUCGGUUCUUCCAACAGAGAGGACUGGACUCCUGUGGCCCUCAACGUGGCAGAUGCUACGGUCACCAUCAGCAAAGACAAGGAUGAAGAGGAAGUGCUGGUGGAGUGUCGUGUUCGUUUUCUGUCUUUCAUGGGCGUUGGGCGUGAUGUGCACACGUUCGCCUUCAUCAUGGAUGCUGGCAGCCAUCGCUUUGACUGUCACGUCUUCUGGUGUGACCCCAAUGCAGGGAACGUAUCUGAGGCCGUACAGGCAGCUUGUAUGCUGCGGUAUCAGAAGUGUCUGGUGGCUCGCCCCCCCUCCCAGAAGGCGUGCGGCUCGUCGCCCCCCGGUGACUCGGUGUCGCGUCGGGUCUCAACCAGCGUGAAGCGCGGCGUCCUGUCUCUCAUCGACACCCUCAAACAGAAGAGGCCCGUCACCGAGUUGCCGCAGUAACCACCACGGCAAACCGCUCGCCGGCUCUCUACCACAGCCCCCAGUCACCAUGGUAACUCCUCACAUUGCUGCCAAAAAGCCCGCCGCCACCACAGUCACCAUGGAAACACAGCAAACCCCAGGGUUUGGGGAACUCGUCACAAUUCCUUUGCUUUUUUUGGGAGCAAAUUGGAAUUUCACCUCAAGAGGUUAUCGGCUCUUGAGCAGCAAUUCAAGUCUGUCUCCUCAAAAUAACUGAGACGAAUAAAGACUCUGAACAGCCAUGAGAAACUCCUGAAUGAUGGUCAUGAAGGUGGUCGUGUACAUAUAAGUAACCACAUCCCCUCCCCCGGCACAAAGGAGCGAGGAGAUGAGAGCAAAAAUGGAAGAAGCAGGAUGCUCCUUCAAGCACAACACGUGUGAAGAGCGAGCUCAUGGCUGCUGAAAGGCUGAUCUCUCCGUGCUCUUAGUGCAUUUGUGUCUGCGCUUGUGCUGCCAGCAUGACCUUCCACACCCGGACACGCUCCCCACCACUCACCUGGUUGUCUUGUUAGUCUGUAGUGGCUUUUCCCCCCACCUCUGGCCCUCUUUCUCAUCAUCCUCAGUAGACUGUGACAGUAAACCGAUGAAAGGAAGCAGUGGUGAAAGCCGUCAAGUCUGAUUGUCACGUUAUCAGUAAGCAAUGAAUAGAAGAUAGAAGGAAGCUGCUGCAGACUGAAGAGAGAGAUCUGCUUGUCAGUCUACACCCUCUAACCCGUUCAGCUGACCCUGCAUGAACUUUUUAUCUAAAUGUGAACCAUUCUAUACAAUAUCAGUACACUGCUGCUGCUUUUAGAGACUAAAGGGGAGAGAAAUCAGAAGCCAAAUUGAUUGUUUAUCUUGUCUUAUAAGUUCUUUUUUUUUUGUUUCUCGUCAGUUGCGCAAGAAUCAGCAAGAACAAGUGGUGACCUUCCACCCGAAUCAUCCUCCAUAUACUUACGGUUUACGUUUUUUUAUUCUUCUGUUGUCCCUCGGAAAAAUGACAGACGAUAGCCAUAAUGGAGGCAGAGAGAUGGGGAUGGACAGUUUUGACCCUCUCUCCUCUGCUCGCCUGCUCUCUGGUAGCCAGCAAUAGACUGCUGCUCCAAACAGGAGUUGAAGGCAAGCUGCUGCCGCUGCUCUUUGAUACACAUGCUGGAGGAAAUUUGACUGAUUAUUCCUUUAAAUUUCACCUCAGUACCGGUCAUCAGAGACUUCAUGUCCAGUAAUUAAAGGAGAUCGGUGACAUAUUUUUAAAAAAGUUGAAGGAAGAGAAAGAAGACUGGAGGAAUGUGUUUUUAUACCUGGUUAUGGUUGUGAUCAUUUUAUUUUCCACAGCUGAGAUCUUAACUGCGGAGAUGAAAGAGACGGAAUGAUUUCAUCUUCAGCUUUGGCUGUUUUUGAGAGAAAAAGCCAACAAGAGAGACAUGUUGACUCAAACUAACAGGACUUUCCUGGGCUGCUAUCUAUCUGUCUCCAGGGUUCUGUUCACUUGAAUGCGCCUUGUCUGUUUUCUUACUUUACUUUUAUCAUCAGUGUCACGAAUCACUGGCUUUCGGUCUGUUUUGUGUGGAGUUUCUCAUGCAGAUCUUAAAUCCACCCUGCUAGCUCCUUAUUAUCACAUAUCUGACAAGCGUGGAUGUAUGGUAAUAACUAAUGAAGUCUUUCAUUUCACCUGAAAUCAUAAACGCAUUUCCCCGUCUGAUCGCAGCCUGUCCAGCUUUCCACGUGUUGAAACGGUGUGUACAUGGUUGCAGAAAAACUAGCUCACUAGCUUAGUGAUAGCGAACUGUGUUUUAUAGGCCUCACAUACAAGCUUUGUUCUCGAAAACGUUACUGACCAGAGGUAAAGCUAACAUCAGCACUUCUGUCCUGUCCUUCAUGAUAGCCGAUUGUUACUGUUGUCAGUCACGUUAGUUAAAGGCUGUCUGGAAAAGCCUUUUCUGUAGCUUUAAAAAUGAAAACAUAUACUGCUUGAAAAUAAGAACAGUAAAGCAUAAAUGUAACUUUCUAGUCCAAGGAGCCUCAGCUGUAUGUUAAUUAAGCAGCCUGACACAGUCUGAUUGCACAUUCUUCUUUGUUGUACAUAAGUAUUUACUGAGACAACCAGACUCUACACAGCAAUACAAGAACACAGUUUCCUUAUUUUCAUGAGUUCUUAGGAUCAUUCACUCGUAACGGUGCUUACUUUUUGUCUUUUAGCAUGAUACCGUUUAUGUCGACACCAAGUGCAUAUUCAAGACUGCUUUUACGAGAGUCGUUGACCUUUUUUUUUUAAAAAAAAAAAAAAAAAAAAAAGUCUCACUUUUAUUGACAGAAAUAGUGGAGAAGAAACUGGAAAUAGGGAGAAGAGAGAGAUGCAGAUUAACAUGCAGCAGUUGGAAUUGAACCGCUCAAAGGAAUCAGUGUUAUUGUGGCACCGUGACCACUUGGUCAUCAGGUCGCUCCACAAGAAUCCAGUUUAUCCCUCUGAACUCCAAGCAUUUUCUGCUCCUGUUAGAUUUUCAUUAACUGUGGGCUCAUUUUUCACUCCAGUAUAAAGUCUUGAACCUCUACGGAAACAGCAACCAUCGCUAGAAGUAGAGAGAAGUCAAAAAUGUUAUCAGUAACAAAGUUAGAACGCCAUACGUCAUAAAAUAAGCAAUACAUUUCUUUAUUUACUUUACAAAAUGGAAUAAACUGGAAACAAUAUGUACAAGUGCCCACAGGUGUUACCAAUACUGGAAAAAAAGUUGACUACAUACUAUUGAUAUUUUACUGCUUGUGCUUUUAAUUUGUUUUAAAAGUCCCUGAAUUCUUGUGAUGUCUUUGUAGGUUCCACCUGAAUCAUUAAAGACUCGACAGUUGCAUCAACAAGUGCAGAAUUUUUAAUUUUGUACAGAAUCUGGUUACUGCAAGCAGUUUAGUUUGGGCAAAUUUUGAAAUGAGACUCGUAGAACGAAGUGAUUUUGAUGUAAUGUCACAAUUUUAAGCUUAGAUUUGGUUUAAUAAUUGAAUGCUAUAUCACAAAUAAGUAGUUUGAGGGCCAUCAGAAAAGUCACAAUCUACUGUUUUCCUCUGAUAAAUGGUGUAACAUUUUUAAAGACAAGAUGCUUUUUAAAUCCACCAGCAGGCUUUGGGGUUCAGAGGGAUAAGAGACAGAGAAUUUAUUUAACUUCGCUUGCAAGCUGAUGAAAUCUGGCUACCUAAACUCAAGGUAGUGGGUUAGCAUGAGUAGCUUUUUUUGUUUGCUUUGGUGUGGAAAAAAUAGAAGUAAAUUGCACAUUUCAAGUGAUACAUCAGCCACUUUUACAACUGUAAAUGUACCAUGUGAGGAAGGAAAGCUUGACAGGCGACGCAAAUUAAGGGGAUGUUUUGCUGAACGAAAACAAAGUGUUAGAAACCUCGUUGCAUCUUGCUUGUUGAUUUGGUGAAAUCCACUUUAAAGGAACUAGUUUUGUAAUGGAGAUUGUGAUGAGAAAAUUCCUCCACGUCACCUUCUUCUUUUGUCACAGGGAUGUUGAAAUGUGAAUGAGACAACAGAUUCUGUGUGUAUAUAAAAACCCAUUUAAUGUAACAUCUGGCAUUAAUCAUUUUUAUAAGCUAUCUUUUCUCUUUUUUUUUGUUGAAUGUCUUUAGUUUUCUCUUAUUUUCUUGUAAUGAAAUGCCUUUUUUGAAAACUCACCAAAUGGCCAAAGUGUAAAAUACUGAUAUACGUCGUUGUAGAUAAGAAAAAUACGAGAGCAAAUGAUGAAAACAGUAGAGGCGAUCGGAAAUUUUCACAGUCGUCAAUUAAGUUGAUACUGAAUUUAACUGAGCAAUUAUCUAUGCAUUCUUUUGAUCUGGAGAAAUGGAAAGUCAUGAAAAGCCUUGCAUGCCCUUGGAUGGUUGAAAGAAAGACUGUAUGUAUUGAACAGAAAUAUUUUUUAUUUUAUUUAUUCUAUUUUAUAAAGGUAUAUACUGAUUUUAUUAUUUGGGGGCAAGUAAAGUCUCUUGACUCUGUGUCAUUGUCUUGGUCCCCGGUUAAACUCACAACGCUACAACAAGCUCCGCUUUGCAGAAAAAACAGCAGAUAAAGGAAUAUAUCUUCACCUUGUACAGUGCACUGAGAGCUGGGAGUCCACUGCUGUCUGAGGCAUGAAAAAGAAGAGGAGGAGGAGGAAGAUGGGAGCAGCAGUCGACUCCCGGUGCCUCUGUCAAGCUCACACAUAAACAACAACAAACACACACACUCCAUUUCCCAUAGAUGGAUGUGUUGGCUUCCGUUUGCUGCUCACUGAUUUGUACACUUUAUCAAUGUAACCAAUUGUGAGAAUAAACGGCAUUAUAAAACUCA